Salvia hispanica is the source of this 2642-nucleotide messenger RNA. RefSeq names its product protein ALTERED PHOSPHATE STARVATION RESPONSE 1-like. Lineage: Eukaryota; Viridiplantae; Streptophyta; Magnoliopsida; Lamiales; Lamiaceae. The record is from RefSeq and is a predicted model, not a curated record.
GACUGCCCUUCUUGUAUUUAUUUAAACUCUACCAGACACAUUGCAAGUUACAAUUUUUAGCUCAGGAAAUGUAAUAUCUGUUCUGAAUUAUUAGUCUGCAAUCUGAGGAUUUUUCACUCAUUUUUCUAGAUUGUAGUGUAGAUAGAUGUCUUUUUGUGAUCUCAGCAGAAAUUUUGAGUUGGUAGCAAUGUACUAUGCUAUUUUGUCAUGUUCAAUGUUGUCUUGAUUCUGUGGGAAAUAAGUAAUGAAAAGGGUUGAAUUUAAUGGCAUUUUCAAGCAUUUUUGUGAGCAUGUAUGUAUGUUAUGUGGACAACAUGUUUGGUUGUGUAGUUGCAAUUCUUUGAUUUGAGCUUAGGUUGUGUAUUCUUUGUAUUUUGCUUCCAUGGAGCUUUGGAGGUCUAUGGUUUCUGAUUGUUUCACUUUCACCAUCUUUGACUAAUACUGAUUGAGCUUUGCUAUUAUAGUGUAUGUUAAAGGCCUAAAGGGGUAGAUUUGUGCGAAAAAUCGUUAUUGUAACAAGAUUUGGGGGAAAUGGGCUGUGUUGCAUCAAGAAUUGAUAAACCAGAGAGGGUGAGAAUGUGUAAGGAGAGGAAGAGGCUGAUGAAACAGCUCUUGAGAUAUAGGAAAGAGUUCUCUGAUGCUCAGAUAGCUUAUUUGAGGUCAUUGAGGAAUAGUGGAGUGACACUUAGGCAGUUUACUGAGCCCGAGUCCUUGGAAUUCGAGGAAAUGAGUUCUGCUGCUGGAUUCCCUCCGUCCCCUCCUCUUCCGUUGCCACCAUCACCUCCGCCUCCCCCCACUUUUAGCCCCGACCUAAGGAAGUCUGAGGGUAAAUCGAGAGAGACUCAGUCUGCUGUGGAGGAAAUCAUUGAGGUCGAUGAGGAGAGUGGCCAUACGCCACCCCCACCAGUUCCUAGCUCGUCUUGGGAAUAUUGGGAUGUUUUUGGCUCUGCCCCGGUGCAUUGUGAGAAGAGAAGUGAGAUGAUGGAGCUGGGCGAGGAGGAGGAGAAUUGGAAGGAUACGAAUACUGAGUUCAUAGAAGAAGACGAGGAAGAGGGUGUUUUUACUGUUGACGAUGAUGAUGAUGAUGACAUUGAUAUGCCACCUCCUCUUGAGCAACAGGACACCGAGUUUGUUGAUGAUAGCUCGUCUAUGAUGAGCGGGCACACGAAGGACACGGAAGAUAUGGCUAUGGUGGUUUGGAGGGGCAGGAAGAUCUUGCCGAGUGUUGUCAAAGACUUGGAUGAGUAUUUCCUGAAAGCAUCCGCUGUGGUGAAGGAUAUCGCUGUUUUCAUAGAUAUCAACGAAGGAGGCACCUUCCUUUACCAGAGUGCCAACGAGGACAAAAGGAAGAGAAGCAAUUCAGCAAAGGUUUUCAGUGCCUUGAAUUGGUCGUGGUCGUCUAAAUCACUUCAAUCCACUAGAGAAACGGGAUAUAUGUUUGGAUCCGGUGAGCCCUGCAAGCCCGGAGCUCACUGUGUCACACUCGAGAAACUUUAUUCAGAGGAACAGAAACUCUACAAGGAUGUGAAGGAGGAAGAGAUUUCUAAGGUGGAGUAUGGGAGGAAAUCUUUACUACUACAGAAACAAGACGAAGAGCACGACUGGACCAAGGCCGAGAAGACACGCUCCGCGUUUGAAAGUCUGCAAUCUCACAUCUCAUCUCUCCAAGAAUCGAUUGGCAGGUCUUCUUCGACAAUACUAACGCUCGUGAACAAGGAAUUGCACCCUCAGCUGAUCACGCUGGCUUCAGGGCUGAUGCACAUGUGGAAAACGAUGUACAACUCUCAUCAAGUCCAGAGCCAUAUAUCUCAGAAGCUGAAUCAGCUCAUGGAUCAGCAAACUGUGGAGCCGACUACUGAAUCCCAGCGGCAGGCUGCAGGUCAGCUGCAGACGGAAGUAAAGUUAUGGCACCACAGCUUCUGCAAGCUCGUGAAGUACCAGCGUGAGUAUGUGAGAACGCUCUUCAAGUGGAUUGAGCUCACUAACUAUAUUGAAGGUGCUAAUACCCGUCACAGCGAAUCACCAACGCUGCACGCCCUUUUGGACAAAUGGCAGCAAGCACUUGAUAAAUUGCCUGAUAAGAUAGUGUCUGAUGCGAUCAAGUGUUUACAGUCUGCUGUUCACUCCAUCAUCUUGCAGCAGCAACACGAAUGCGACUUGCGCAAGAGAUCUGAGAAGCUUGUGAGGAAAUUGGAGAGGGAACUCGCUUUUCUUGCAGAAAUGGAGAUGAGGUUUGAAGGGAGCGUCUCCGUUGAAGAUUCCAAGCAUCCGUUAAUUGCUAGGCGAGCUAAGGUCCAAGCUCUUAGGAGCUUAUCUGAAGACGAGAAAGUUAAGUACUCGAAUUCUGUUAGAAGGACCAGAGCAAUGAUCCUGAAAAACCUACAGACAAGCUUGCCCAAGUUGUUUCAAGCACUCGUCGUGUAUUCGAGUGCUUACUGCCAUAGCUUCGAGGCGAUCCUCAGCUACACAACAAUGUCAGAAUCCGAAGACAUGCAGACUACAACUUCUGAACUUUUAACUUAGGAAGAUGCAGUUCACAUUGUACUUAGGAAUUGGCAAACCUUUCUGUAACAUGAGCUUUUAUUAAUAUCUAACUGGAUUUGCUUAUCCAGAUUCAGCGUGAAAUUUAAUGUUACAGUUGA